AUGGCCAAAGCUUUAGCCUCGGAAGUACCGUCCAGGAGGUAUGUUCAGGAUCUCAACCACCGCGCGUGGGUUCUUCAAGACCAGACCCUCAUGAUAGUCCCAAGGAAGGAACGGAUGGUUCCAAUCACUGUCACCUUGAUGCCAUGCAGACACCUGGAGACCCUUGAGAAGGACAGAGGGAAACCCAUGUACCUAGGACUGUUGGAGCCCAAUUGCUGCCUGUUUUGUAAAAAGGAUGGGGAGCAACCAGUGUUGCAGCUUGAGGAAAGAAGCAUAAUAGAUCUGCAUGCCUUCAGUGAGCCUGUGAAGCCCUUUCUCUUCUAUCACAGUGAGACCGGCAGGACCUCGACCUUCGAGUCUGUGGCCUUCCCUGGCUGGUUCAUUGCCGUCUGCUCCAAAGGAGACUGUCCACUCUUUAUGACCCAGGAACUGGGAAAAACCUACAUCACCGACUUUGAGUUGAUUAGACAGAAUUGA
This is a messenger RNA of Marmota flaviventris (yellow-bellied marmot), 477 nucleotides long. Its product is annotated as interleukin-36 alpha-like. Lineage: Eukaryota; Metazoa; Chordata; Mammalia; Rodentia; Sciuridae. Gene Ontology annotation, molecular function: interleukin-1 receptor binding; cytokine activity. The record is from RefSeq and is a predicted model, not a curated record. Gene Ontology annotation, biological process: cellular response to lipopolysaccharide; positive regulation of gene expression; cytokine-mediated signaling pathway.